AUGGGGAAAGGAAAAAGUCCUGGGAAAUGGAUCAAGAGCUUCUUCUCAGGGAAGAAAUCGUCGUCCAAGUCGUCUAGUUCGUCGAAGAAUAAUGAUAUUUUUAAAUCUUUGAGUAACAAGGAUAGUUUGGGGGCUUCUGAGUUAAAGGUGUCUAAUCCAAUUCCAACUGUGGAUUCUUUGCUAAUAUCACCGCCGAUAUCUGGAGCUAAUGUUGCCAAAGAAUUGUUUUUGGAAAAGGAAGUAGUUAAUCAGUCAUCAUCACAUGAGAGGGAAAUUGUCUCAAAUGGAGGGGAAGAGACUCAAGCAGUAUCUCUCGUUGCUAAUUUAGCUUCUCAAGUUGAUGUUGGGACAGUCAGGGUUACAGAUGCUGCUAUUAAACUUCAGGCUGCUUGUAGAGGCUAUCGGGCUCGCCGGGAAUUUCAAACACAAAAAGCUAUUACACUGCUGCAAGCUCUUAUUCGUGGUCACUUGGUUAGAAGACAAGCUGUUUCUGCUUUAUAUUGUGUGAAGAGAAUUGUUAAAUUCCAAGCAUUGGCUCGCGGUUACAAUGUUAGGCGUUCUGAUAUUGGGCUUGAGGUCCUGAAAAUUCGUAAGGAUACUCAAUGUUCAAAAUCUAUUGCGGCAGUUACAUCCACAGAGGCAGAGAAGCUGCCCGAUAAUGUCUUUGUCGACAAGCUGCUGGCUUCAUCGUCCCAUGCAUUUCCUCUAUCUCUCAGUAGUGAUCUUGGAGAACCUUACUUGGCUGGAAACUGGCUUGACCGAUGGACUAGGUCACAGUUUUGGGCACCUCUUCCUAAAUUGAAGAAGAAACCUGAUUCAGCAUUUGAUGAUAAAAAUAUCAGUUCUCAAACAGUUGAAAAGGGACAAGUUAAAAGGAAUACUCGGAAAUCUCCUACCGUUAAAGCCAAUGAUGGCUCAAGUUCAGGUUCUAACAAACAGAAACAAGGUCUAAAAAAGGAUUCAAAUCACUCAUCGGUUUCUGUUCAGGAACACGAACACCCAAGGAAAGAAAUUGAAAAAAGCAGUCUAAAAAAAACUCGCAUGCAGAAUGUUUCAGACAGAUCUGAGAUUGUUAAUGAGAAAAGAAAGCACAGCUCUAGAGCAAUUUCAGAUCAUACUGUUACUGAUGUUUCAGAGCAAGGGCCAAUUUCCUCUUCUGAGAAAAUGAAAGUGAUCACAGUGCCAAAGUCUGAAGAGUCUUAUCCAGAGAAAGGUCUUGGGCAGAAAGGACUAGAAGAGAAUAAUGAUAAGCCAAAGAAGAGCUUAAACGGAGGUGCCAAAGAAGAAAAAGGUAUUGGACAGAAAGCACUAGAAGAGAAUAAUGAUAAGCCAAAGAAGAGCAUUAAUGGCGGUGCCGUAGAUCAGAAAGGUCUUGGACAGAAAGCACUAGAAGAUAACAACGAUAAGCCCAAAAAGAGCUUAAGUGGUGGUUCAAAAGAAGAGAAAAGUCUUGGACAGAAAGCACUAGAAGAGAAAGGUCAUAAUGAUCCCACUGCUGUUUUACAGACUAGUGUGAAGAAUGUAGGAGAUGCUAAAAUAGGAGUUAGCGAAGCCCUAAAUGGCGGUGACAAAAUUGUCAGCAACAAUUACCAAAGAAGAGCUUCACUACCUGCUAAUUUUAAUGAUCAAGAAAAUGAGUUACAUAACACUCCAAGACUGCCGAGUUAUAUGGCUCCUACUGAGUCGGCAAAAGCUAGGCUAAGAGGACAAGGCUCACCUAGAUUUGCUACCGAUUUUUUAGACAAAAACAGUUUAACCAGGAGGCAUUCACUUUCGUCCUCGUUUAACAGCAAGUCAGGUUCAUUUUCCCCGAGAGCAGAAAAGCUUGUAAGUUUGAGCAGCAGAGGAGUUGCGAGGACUGAUAAAUCUCUGUCAUCUUCAAGGGAUGGCACUGAUAAGUUGACACAACCUCAGUGGAGAAGGUGA
Molecule: messenger RNA, 1926 nt
Organism: Vicia faba (fava bean)
Lineage: Eukaryota; Viridiplantae; Streptophyta; Magnoliopsida; Fabales; Fabaceae
Source: the annotation of a GenBank genome assembly